ACCCCUAAUUUAAUUGAACAUAACAAGAAAACAUUUACCACCAAUAGAAGAAUUCAAUUCAAACGUUUUUUGGCUCUCUAUUUUGCAGAGACAAGCCACCGAAUCACACGCAGCAGUUUAUCCGCAAAAAUGAAAAACCAUAAUUGAGAUUGCUGUCCCACCCCAAACAACGAAAUACCGAAACUGCCACCAGGCAAUCUCCAAAAUACCGACAGGUCGGCAAACUGGAAUUCGGUUGGAAAUCCCCAGAAGAAGGGGCAAUAUAGGGAAUCAACAAAAACUUAUUAUUAUUUAUUUGUUUUAUUCUAACUUAUUCUUCCUGGCUUGCUUGCCCCAUCAAAUCCAAUCUCAAUCACUACGAUGGGAACUUCUCCUUAGCUUCAUCCGUAAUAUAAAGAGUACCAAUCCGAGUUCUCCGCCGCCUCAUCGAUCGGAGUUUCUAUCCCUCGCCGGCGGACGGUAACCCUAACUCAGGUCGAGGAACUGCUCUGCGGUUCAUCGUCAGAGAUUGACCCGGCUUCUCGUUCGGGUUGACUGGAAGAGAAUGGAGGGAAGGAGAUGGUUCUUGGUGGGAAUGUUGAUAGCUCUACUUGCGUCUACGUCUUGUGGCAGAGAGCUGAAGAUAAGGGAAUACGGUGACGAGGGGGAUGAUCGGUCUCUGGUUUACAAUCACACCCUCGCCAUGACGUUGGUGGAGUAUGCUUCCGCAGUGUAUGUCUCAGACAUGACUGAGCUAUUUACUUGGACAUGUUCAAGAUGCAAUGGCUUAACAAAGGGCUUUCAGGUUGUGGAGCUGAUCUUUGAUGUGCAACACUGCUUAGAGGCAUAUGUUGGAGUUGCUCAGGAUCUUAAUGCUAUAGUUAUUGCCUUCCGAGGAACUCAGGAACACAGCUUACAGAAUUGGAUUUCAGACCUCUUCUGGAAACAGCUUGAUUUAGAUUAUCCUGGAAUGCCUGAUGCAAUGGUGCAUCAUGGAUUCUAUUCUGCAUAUCACAACACAACUAUACGGUCUGGAAUUCUGAAUGCCAUUAAAAAAGCAAAGCAGUAUUAUGGGAAGCUUGACAUCAUGUUGACCGGACAUUCUAUGGGUGGAGCCAUUGCUGCGUUCUGUGCACUUGAUCUAGUAGUCAACUGUGAAGCCGAGAAUGUCCAGUUGAUGACGUUUGGACAACCCCGUGUAGGCAAUGCAGUUUUUGCAACCUACUACAAGGAGCUUGUGCCUAAUGCAAUCAGAGUCGUAAAUGAACGUGAUAUUGUACCUCAUUUGCCCCCAUAUUAUUCUAUAUUCCCAACGAAGACAUAUCAUCACUUUUCCAGAGAGGUGUGGCUUUAUAACCUUGGAUUGGGAAGUCUUGUUUAUACAGUCGAGAAGGUUUGUGAUGACUCCGGUGAAGAUCCUACUUGUAGCAGAUCGGUGUUGUGGACUAGUAUUUCAGACCAUUUGUCAUACUAUGGCGUCGAUUUGUGUGGAGACGUAGACUUGUCUUGUGGAAUUGUGAUGGCGCCUGCUCUGAAGGAGUUUAGCACGACAGAUCUGAAGGGCAACUUCGUACUUUCAAGAGUUCCUGCCUCCUCUAUACUGAAGAUGAAAACCGAAGAAACCGUGACACACAAUCAUUCCUUGUAGCUUUCGACAAUGGCCGAUUGUGGUUUCUCUCCUGAGGUAAGUGUAGUGUUUAGUCGCUUGUUACUUGGUGAAGAAGGAAUUUGUAAUCUUGUAUAUAGAUUAUGCUUAUAGUAGGAAAAUACAUGUCCCAGUCCCACUCUCCCUAGCCAAAACUUGGGAAAUAGCCUUAGUAAUUAGUAAUUACAUAUAUGUGUACAGUUUGUAAUCUGACGUUAUUAAACCCUAUUCUCUUCAUUGGUCUAUUCGAUGUGAAUUUGCAUAAGCUGUAAUCACUUACUGUUCAAACCUCUAAUCCAUUCCUUCAUUCGAAAUAUUCAACAAUGAACCGUGCUAACUGUAGAUCUUAAGAAGCGGAACGAGAUAUUUCGUGCUUAUCGACUUCUGAUUGAAAAUGUCGAUUGUUGCCUGCAUUCGAGCUGUAGAAUCAAAUAAUUCAGGAGUCAAAAGCGUCCUGCAUUCGAGCUGUAGAAUCAAAUAAUUCAGGAGUCAAAAGCGUCUUAAGAAUCAUCGACGUAAAUGGUGAAAUACUCUAGUGCAUAGUUAACUAGUUAAGGGUUUGAUAAGGUGGCCAUAGGAAACAAAGAUCAAUCAAGCACAUUGGCACUGGGAAAAAAAAUGAUAUGAUCGUCAUUGGAAAUUGAAUUCAUCAAUCAAUUCAACAUAAACAAUCAAAAUUGAC
Linum trigynum is the source of this 2306-nucleotide messenger RNA. The record is from the annotation of a GenBank genome assembly. Lineage: Eukaryota; Viridiplantae; Streptophyta; Magnoliopsida; Malpighiales; Linaceae.